GGCUGUCAGGGAGAGGAAGCAAGUGGAAGCCAAGCGACAGGUCGCUGGUGUGUUCAUUACAUUUUACUGAGGAUGACUAUAAAAAGAACACGAACAUUAGGCUUUUGCUUCCGACUGCGGUCCCAACUGUGUUUCCCGGGUUUCCGCAGCACAUGCAAAAAACGAAUGUGCAGCCCAGGAAAUGCCAGCGAAUGAAUCCAGCUGGUGACGCAAUAGUUGGGGCAGGUGAUUGUGAAAGCUCAGGAGAAAGCCCCAAGAUCAAAGGUUCCUUGCACCCUGUGCAAGACGAGAUCGAAGUGCUCGUUCCACAGUCUGCCUCAGAAUCGUGCACAGAACGUAGCUGUCCUGUAGAUCAGGCCAGCCAAACCACAUUAGAUUUUGCGCAUGUCUUGGAAGAGUCAAAGAAAGCAGUGAACAGAUUGAAAAAGAAAGUUGAUCAUCAAGGAGAACAGUUGCAAAAAUUGCAGGCCGACCGAGAUGAAAUGCAGGAACGCCUUUUAAGUUAUGAAAGCAACAAAGGCAUUCAGGCCUUUGUUCAUGCAUUACGAAAAUCGCAAGAAGGAGACAAAGCUGCCGUUUUUAUCAGCAACCAAGUGGCCAGUUUAGGCAAGAAAAAGCCCGUCUACGAUGACGUAAUCCUGCGGGAAUGCGUUAUAUGGAAAGCCUGUUAAACAAAGGGUACGAGCAUGUUAGAAGCAGAGGCCUUUUGAAGCUCCCAUGUCGUGCUACGCUUCAAAAGUAUGUAGGACACUCGUCCAGCGAAGUCGGUGUGACCUCACUGAUAAGGGAGCGGCUGCGUGUGGAACGCGAAGGGCUAUCCGCCGAACAAGAAGUGUACUGCUCACUCAUUAUAGAUGAGAUGGCCAUUGCGCAGAAAGUUAUUUAUGACAAACAAGCGGACAGGAUAUUUGGUCUUGUGGACAUGAGUCGCGAGGAAGAGUCAAGUGCAGUUCCUGAAGUACCAAACCGCUUGUUAUGCUUCGUCCUACGAGGACAGUCAACAGGCCAUGUCAUACCGGUGGGCUAUUUUUCCACAAGAUGCCUCAAGAACGACAAGCUUUCUGCAAUGACACUGGAAGUCAUGAAAGCAGCCGAAGAUGUCGGUUUUCGUGUUGUGAGAAUCGUAACUGACAAUCAUCAAACAAACGUUGCUCUCUUCAAGCAUCUCUCAGAAGAUGGCACCCUUGUUCAUGUCGUGCCCCACCCUCUGCGAAAAGGUCACCCACUGUUCUUGUCUUUCGACCCCAAUCACCUCAUAAAGAACCUACACACGAAUUUUCUUGAGCGAGAGAUGACGGACGGCGAUGGGCUCAUUCAGGGUGGUUUCUCCUUGAAGAAAAUUUUUGAAAUUCACUCGCAGUUGCUGGCGAAGCCGGUCAGGUUUCUUACCCGUGCACACGUUCAACCCAACAACUUAGAGAAAAUGAAAGUGUGCAGGGCGAGACAAAUAUUUUCUCUCGCAACAAUAGCUACGCUUGAAUUUCUUCAGGAAAACCCCGAAUGUCAUCCUGACGCAAGCCAAUUCUCAAUUAUCAGUUUCAUGAUGAUGAUCGCGAAAUGGUAUGCAGUGAAGGCAGGCGGACAGCAUGAGGAACCAUUUUACACGACAGAUGAUGAAAGGCUAUCCUGGCUGGAACUAGAUUUCGUGUGCUACCUUGAAGACCUCUAUAUGCAAGGCGGCCGGUCAAUGCGAAUGACGAAAGAGACGUACGAAGCGACACUCCUCACUACACGAUCAACAGUGGCACUGAUUGAAUACCUUCUUGACCAUAUCAAUUACCGCUAUGUCUUGACACGUGGCCUGAACAGCGACCCCAUAGAGUCACUGUUUAGCUGCCUCCGGCAGUUUAAUGACGGCAACGACAGAGUGGAUGCCAGGACUGCAGUGUUCACUGUGGAGAAACUGAUCAAGGUUGGCAUUCUUCAAGCAGCUAGGGAUGGAAACGCGCCGCUUUCUUCCGAAAUGGAGGCACCCAUGCGGUUGUCUGUUUCAGAUGCUAACACAUGCACCCUACCAGCUGCUGUUGAGCGUGCUACCACGGAGCUUUCCAGUGAGUUCGCAUAUCUGACGCUGCGGUCUCAAGCAGAAGCAGAUCUUGAGUUAGCGCCAGUAGCUUUUCUUGCUGGAUACGUUGUGAGAGCAUGUGAGAAAAAGGUAUGAGGUUGUUUUCGUGUGUGUACGCAAGAAGUGUUUUAAAUUUGCCUUAAUAUGACAGUGUUUUGCAACUAAUGAAGCGUGUGAUAACUUCACGCUGCAUCUUUAUACUCUUACGACUGC
Messenger RNA from Dermacentor silvarum, 2278 nucleotides. RefSeq lists its product as uncharacterized. The transcript has 3 exons. Lineage: Eukaryota; Metazoa; Arthropoda; Arachnida; Ixodida; Ixodidae. Bases 647 to 2161 code for a protein of 504 amino acids. The record is from RefSeq and is a predicted model, not a curated record.